AGAGAACUGGGCAGUUUCUAGAAGCAACAAUUCCCGUGCUUUUGCUUCAGCUUUGAACAUUGAAAGGACAAUAUGACCAAACAAGUAACUGAAACUAUUUCAACCGGAAUUAGCUCAAACCUUUCUUUACAUAGGCAAAAAUAAUCUAGGAGCAUAACAGAUUACACGCCAAAAAAAAAAAUUAAGAACACUCUCAAGAACACUGGAGGCCUCCUGCGGUCCUUCCCUGCACUGUAGAUCCUCCGCAGGUCUACCAGGGCCACCCGGUGCCCUCUAGCUCCCCCGGAAACCUCCCAGUGACCCCCAGUUUCCUCUAGGAUCCCCUAGAGGCCUCCCAGGGUACUCUAGGGUGCCCUACGAGCAAUCUCUUGAAUAAGAUAGAUAGGUUACCAUUAGGGUCGUUUGGAAAGAGAGAAGGCGCAGAGUCCUGUUGUGUGUGGGGUUGUGUAAAGGCUCCCCAAGGGACUUCACGUGUACCCAAAGGCUUCUGUUGGCAGCACUUUUUGAUGGGAGAAAGUGGCGCCGUACAUGUUUUCUAGGGUCCUAAUUAGGGUUCGGCUCAGUGUUCCAGUUAGGGUUACGUUUAGGGUUGUUUGGCAAGAGAGAAGGCGCAGAGUCCUGUUGCGUGUGGGGUUGCGUAAAGGCUCCCCAAGGGACUUCAGGUGUACCCAAAGGCUUCCGUUGGGAGCACUUUUUGAGGGGAGAAAUUGGCGCCAUACUUGUUUUUUAGGGUCCUAAUUAAGGUUAGGGUUUACGAUUAUGUAAAGGGUAAUAUCUGGGUAAAUAUGACAACCCUCACCCCUCCCCACCUACCCCCAAAUGUACAGCUCCUGCAGGACGUACGUGCAGGAGGAGCAGGCAAAGAAAGGCUAAUUUAAUUAAGUUCUACUUUGGGCACCGUGUUCCUUCUUCAGCCUCGAUUUUGUGGCUAGAACUGAGUCUUAUCGCGUCAGGCCGAUACAACAAUUUAUCAAUUUCAGCAAUCCCUUCAGCCUGCUAUGUUACAUAUAUUCUGUUUUAUACUCGUUGUUUCAAAGAGAAGAGAGAAGCCACAAAAAGCACGAUGUCUGGUAAGGUUGAGUCAAUCUUCAACGUUGACCCUCGUGGAAGGGGACAGGCAGGGCUCCGCAGUGUGCUGAAGGGUGUUCCCCGGGGCUAUGGGACACGCUGGAUGGCAAGAGACACGAGAGCAAACGGGGGCCUCGGCAUACCCUGAGAGGAGCCUGGUGCCCCUGUGCCACCUGCAGGGGACACCCGGCCCUCCCUGGCUCGGCAGCGGGUCACAGCAGGGCCCUUUGUGACAUGGUCUGGGCACACCCCACUGCUCCGUAUCAAAGCCAGAGCAGCCAGCCCCGGCCACCCAGUGUCCGGCAUGGCUGUGACGGGACAGGGCAGGAGCAUGAGGCUGCAGAGCAGUCCCCGAGCAUAGCCCGCGUCUUCAAGCAGCGCCGAGCCAUUUCCCCGAGAUUGCCUCUUCUCUACUACCCUCACCCCGCAGGAUGAAGGAGAGACGAUCCCCCAGACGCCCCAGGCCGGCCUGGGUGGAGGCCAGGGCUCCUCAGGGGAAAAGAUCUCCAGAUGAACAGCAUGAGGAGCGCACCAUGGAGCUGAUGAUGAACGAAGCUGGCAGGUUAGCUGUCUACAAAAGAGAAGAGGAGAGCGUGUACUUCAUUCUGUUGUUUGUCAGCAGCACACAACAGGAUGAAGACCUGAAGAUGCAGUUCCUAAGGAGCAUCAGCAACCUGUGCAGAACUGCCAAAGACAGGGGCCUGUGGCGCGGCCUCAGUGUCUUCUGCAACAAAUAUGAGCUGGCAGAGCAUAUUAAGGUGCUGCUGGAAGAGGAGCCCUUGGAACAUCUGCGCACAGAGGUGCGGCAGCAGGCCAUGCUCGCACUCGGCAACUUGAGCUAUGUAAAGUCAGUGCUGGAUGGCAAGAAGAACAGCAUCAUGUAUGUGUGCUUCAAUAGCGUCUUCUUGCUUCCUUCACAAGAGGAUAUGAAGGGCCCGAACCUUAUGCGCUACUUCAAGACCCUGGACGCCAUGGACCACAUGCUGAAGUUGUUCAUAAAAAAUUCUCCCAUCACCGGCUUCUGGGAGCUGCAGAACAUCUUGCAGAUUCUGCUGCCCUUUGCCAACUCCCACAGCGAAGCUAUUUGCGAGAGGGCUGUGGGGAGGAUCACGAAGCUGACCAGCUGGCUAGCCGCAAGCUUCUCACCGCAGAUCCACAGCAUCUCUGGAGGACACAAGGACAGAUACACAGAGUGCAAUAUGCCAGUCCUGGGACAGUUGGUGGGACGGCUCCUCCUUUGCCACACUUGCAAGAACUGGCAGCUAAGAUGGGAGGCUUUGGAUGCUCUUCAUUACCUCUUCCGAUUCAUCCAGAAAAACAGAAGCACAGCACCAGAAGAUACUCAAGAGCCUCAAGAAGAAGCCGAGGCCGUGUUCUGGCUUCCUUCACCCACUACCACUGACAUUGCCAUGAACUUCGGACAAUACCUCCGGCCGUCUCAGAGGACAGACGUCAUCCUCAUGGUCAUUGAAGCCCUGAGAGACUCCAGCAUAUAUGACAAGCAGGAGGCCAGCAGUGUGUUGGACAUGGCCAUCCAAGACUCUGCCUCCUGGCUGACCGAUGUGCCGAAGAUCAUGAGAUGCAUCUACGGAAGUGUGGAGUGCAUCAGCACGGCAUCAGCCCGGCAGAGUCUGGACAUACUCAUCCUCUGGCUGACCAACCAGUGGCCAAAGAAGGUGGUCAGGAGCCUGCUGAAGAUCUCGCCAUCAUCUGACAGCGCUGCCCUGGCCAUGUGGGAAGCAAUGUUUUCCCAGAACCAGACUAUGGAAAAGGUCCUGAGGGAGAUACUUGACGUGCUCCAGGACCAGCAGCUGCGCAGGCUCUCUGGCUUCGUCACAGAUGACAACUGCAUCCGUCACUUGGCGCUGCUGGCCCACGCAGACGUUGGACAAGACGACUUGGAUGCCAUGUACCAUCUCCAGAGGCUCUUGAAGCGUCCCAGCCUAGUGAUGCACUCACUGGCGCUCCGCGUUCUCCUCCCAGUGUCAGAGAGACCUGUAAUGGCAAGACAAAUUCCAGUCCUGCUGCCAGGCAUCAUGGAGGGCCUGCAGGCUGCCAAGGCUGACACCAAGAUGAAGGCCCUGCUUCUCAUCGGAAACGUGAUGGGUCAUGUGAAGAGGAAGCAGGCCAGCUCCAUCGCUCUGCAAGUGGCUGGGGAGAUCCUGCCACUGUUCAAUGACGAGUGCAGCCAGGUGCAAGAGCUCUCCAUCUGCCUCUACAACAAAGUGAUGCAGGUUGUGUUAUGGUGCCACAAGAGACAGAUGAAGAAGAUCGUGCGGAGGGGCCUGCUCCCACUCUUUUUUCACCUGAGUGACCAGACCCAGAGCGUGGCCAAGGCCUCCGUGGAAGCCCUUGUCACCGCUGCAGCGUUCCUGAAGCGGGAAGAGCUCAAGCGCCUGGCCCAGACAGAGCAGACCUGGAGGAUCGCAGAGUGCUUGCUCGUGCAGGACAAGAGAAUGGUGGAGGAAUACCUGCAGCAGAGCCUGCCGUACCUGCAGCACACUCAGGUCACCUUGCGGGAGGCAGCCGUGAGGUUCAUCGGCCUUGCCGCGCAGCACUGCAAGGACCAGAGCGAGAGGAAGAUCCACGAAAUCUGCAGCGUCCUCCAGCCCUUGCAGAACGACGAGGAGCUCUCUGUUGUCUCUCUGACAACUCAGACCAUCUUCAUCCUGAGAUGUCCAAGGAUGCAGCCAACAUCAAGAUGGUGCUUGUGGGCACUGUGCUGCUGGCCCUCCUAAACCAGGGGGAGGCAGAAACCUACAAACGCCUGCAUUCAAUUAAAACUCCAACAACAUGUGCAGUGCCAUGAUAUUCUUUGCAUGGUGUGCUGAGCAUUCCAGCCUCUACCGUGGUGGGCAGCUGUAAGGGUUUUAGGUGCUGUGGUGGGGAAUGGGUUAGGAGUGGUGACUUGCGGAAAACGGACUCCACAAUCAAUAAGAUUGUAAAGUAGGUAUGUUUAUUCAAUGCUGGGCGGCACGGGGGGUAGUCCCGCCAAAGUUGUGCGCACCUGAUGUGGCGACUUGCCUUGGUUAUAUGCAGCAAAGAGUUACAUGUGCAUGAAGUUUCAC
This is a messenger RNA of Cygnus olor (mute swan), 4136 nucleotides long. RefSeq lists its product as uncharacterized. NCBI's taxonomy places the organism in Eukaryota, Metazoa, Chordata, Aves, Anseriformes, Anatidae. The record is from RefSeq and is a predicted model, not a curated record. Gene Ontology annotation, cellular component: cytoplasm. The coding region runs from base 1500 to 3806 and encodes 768 amino acids. The transcript is spliced from 19 exons.